Piliocolobus tephrosceles (Ugandan red Colobus) is the source of this 2085-nucleotide messenger RNA. It is a transcript of the gene PHGDH, whose product is annotated as phosphoglycerate dehydrogenase. The transcript has 12 exons. The record is from RefSeq and is a predicted model, not a curated record. Gene Ontology annotation, biological process: L-serine biosynthetic process. The coding region runs from base 302 to 1903 and encodes 533 amino acids. Gene Ontology annotation, molecular function: NAD binding; phosphoglycerate dehydrogenase activity. NCBI's taxonomy places the organism in Eukaryota, Metazoa, Chordata, Mammalia, Primates, Cercopithecidae.
GUGCUUUUUAUACGCUCACCAGGUGUAGGUAAGAGCUUUGGCUGAGAUGGAGAAAUUCAUCGCGGGAGGAUAAUAAAGCGGGAGGGGAUUUGGCAGGCUCAGAGCCGCGAGGAGGAGGCGGAGUCGCGGAGAGUUUGAGUAUUUCCGUCCAAUCAAAAGGAGACUGUAGGAGGAGGAGGGGGAGAUGACGGUGAGCGGGAGCUCAAGAAUACUGCCCAGUUACUCUAGCUCGCCAGGCCGAACCGCAACUUCUUGACUUAGGUACUUCUCACAGCGGCAGAUUCCGAGGCCAACUACAGCAAUGGCUUUUGCAAAUCUGCGGAAAGUGCUCAUCAGUGACAGCCUGGACCCUUGCUGCCGGAAAAUCUUGCAAGAUGGAGGGCUGCAGGUGGUGGAAAAGCAGAACCUUAGCAAAGAGGAGCUGAUAGCCGAGCUGCAGGACUGUGAAGGCCUUAUUGUUCGCUCUGCCACCAAGGUGACCGCUGAUAUCAUCAACGCAGCUGAGAAACUCCAGGUGGUGGGCAGGGCUGGCACAGGUGUGGACAAUGUAGAUCUCGAGGCUGCAACAAGGAAGGGCGUCUUGGUUAUGAACACCCCCAAUGGGAACAGCCUCAGUGCCGCAGAACUCACUUGUGGGAUGAUCAUGUGUCUAGCCAGGCAGAUUCCCCAGGCAACGGCUUCAAUGAAGGAUGGCAAAUGGGAGCGGAAGAAGUUCAUGGGAACAGAGCUGAAUGGAAAGACCCUGGGAAUUCUUGGCCUGGGCAGGAUUGGGAGAGAGGUGGCUACCCGGAUGCAGUCCUUUGGGAUGAAGACUAUAGGGUAUGACCCCAUCAUUUCCCCAGAGGUCUCGGCCUCCUUUGGUGUUCAGCAGCUGCCCCUGGAGGAGAUCUGGCCUCUCUGUGAUUUCAUCACUGUGCACACUCCUCUCCUGCCCUCCACGACAGGCUUGCUGAAUGACAACACUUUUGCCCAGUGCAAGAAGGGGGUGCGUGUGGUGAACUGUGCCCGUGGAGGGAUCGUGGACGAAGGCGCCCUGCUCCGGGCCCUGCAGUCUGGCCAGUGUGCCGGGGCUGCACUGGACGUGUUUACGGAAGAGCCACCACGGGACCGGGCCUUGGUGGACCAUGAGAAUGUCAUCAGCUGUCCCCACCUGGGUGCCAGCACCAAGGAGGCGCAGAGCCGCUGUGGGGAGGAGAUAGCUGUGCAGUUCGUGGACAUGGUGAAGGGGAAAUCUCUCACGGGGGUUGUUAAUGCCCAGGCGCUUACCAGUGCCUUCUCUCCACACACCAAGCCGUGGAUUGGUCUGGCAGAAGCUCUGGGGACACUGAUGCGAGCCUGGGCUGGGUCCCCCAAAGGGACCAUCCAGGUGAUAACACAGGGAACAUCCCUGAAGAAUGCUGGGAACUGCCUAAGCCCUGCAGUCAUUGUCGGCCUCCUGAAAGAGGCUUCCAAGCAGGCGGAUGUGAAUUUGGUUAACGCCAAGCUGCUGGUGAAAGAGGCUGGCCUCGAUGUCACCACCUCUCACAGCCCUGCUGCACCAGGGGAGCAAGGCUUCGGGGAAUGCCUCCUGGCCGUGGCCCUGGCAGGCGCCCCUUACCAGGCUGUGGGCUUGGUCCAGGGCACUACACCUGUACUGCAGGGGCUCAAUGGAGCUGUCUUCAGGCCAGAAGUGCCUCUCCGCAGGGGCCUGCCCCUGCUCCUAUUCCGAACUCAGACCUCUGACCCUGCAAUGCUGCCUACCAUGAUUGGCCUCCUGGCAGAGGCAGGCGUGCGGCUGCUGUCCUACCAGACAUCACUGGUGUCAGAUGGGGAGACCUGGCACGUCAUGGGCAUCUCCUCCUUGCUGCCCAGCCUGGAAGCUUGGAAGCCGCACGUGACCGAGGCCUUCCAGUUCCACUUCUAACCUUGGGGCUGACUCACUGGUCCCCGCCUCUGGAGCUUUUCUGAAGAAACCUACCCACUGUGAUCAACAGGGAGAGAAGAUCCACAUUCUUGGGCUGAACACGGGCCUCUGACACUGCUUACACUGCACUCUGACCCUGUGGUACAGCAGUAACUGUCCAAUAAAGAGCCAACCCCCAACUC